AUGGGAAUACAACCCCAGCAAACAUUUCGGGAGGAAGAGGAGGAGGAGCUUCCAGGCCGUGGAACUACGAUCUCAGGUCAAUCAAUGUCAACUAGCAGAAGUGUUGGGUCACCGUCCAGCCGGAGUGAGCAGACAAUGGCAACACCAGCUAGUGAUAACACCUUUCUUAGGUUAAAUCAUCUUGACAUACAUGGUGAUGAUGCUGGAUCACAGGGCGCAGUUGCUAGCAAGAAGAAAAAGAGAGGCCAACGCGCUGUUGGUGGUGAUAAGAGUGGAAGAGGUCUCCGCCAAUUUAGUAUGAAAGUCUGCGAGAAGGUAGAAAGCAAGGGAAGAACAACUUACAAUGAGGUAGCUGAUGAACUUGUAGCUGAAUUUGCUGAUCCAAGCAAUGGUGUUUCAACUCCUGAUCAGCAACAAUAUGACGAGAAAAACAUUCGUCGAAGGGUGUAUGAUGCUUUGAAUGUUCUCAUGGCAAUGGAUAUUAUUUCUAAGGAUAAAAAGGAAAUACAAUGGAAGGGUCUUCCUCGCACAAGUCUAAGCGAUAUUGAGGAGCUAAAGACAGAGCGUAUGGGGCUAAGGAAUAGAAUUGAAAAGAAAGCGGCCUAUUUGCAAGAGCUGGAAGAACAAUACAUAGGUCUUCAGAAACUUAUACAACGAAAUGAGCAAUUAUAUAGCUCCGGGAAUGCUCCCAAUGGGGGUGUAUCUUUACCUUUCAUUCUGGUGCAGACACGUCCUCAUGCAACUGUUGAAGUGGAAAUAUCAGAAGAUAUGCAGCUUGUGCAUUUUGAUUUCAAUAGCACCCCCUUUGAGCUGCAUGAUGAUAACUAUGUUCUCAAGGCAAUGAAAUUUUGUGAGAGAUCUCAGAAUGAUAACACACCAGACAAUCCUACGGAUGGCGGUGAAGGUUCUAGCAUGUCAAGCUUGUAUCAUGCACAGGUUCCUACUUCAGCUUCAAACCUUCCAACUAGACCUCCUUCAUCUCCACCACUCCCUGGAAUAUUGAAGGCAAGAGUUAAGAACGAGCAUUGA
This is a messenger RNA of Sphenostylis stenocarpa, 1029 nucleotides long. The record is from the annotation of a GenBank genome assembly. NCBI's taxonomy places the organism in Eukaryota, Viridiplantae, Streptophyta, Magnoliopsida, Fabales, Fabaceae.